Messenger RNA from Fundulus heteroclitus (mummichog), 1832 nucleotides. Its product is annotated as trace amine-associated receptor 5-like. The record is from RefSeq and is a predicted model, not a curated record. Gene Ontology annotation, cellular component: membrane. Gene Ontology annotation, biological process: G protein-coupled receptor signaling pathway. The transcript is spliced from 4 exons. Gene Ontology annotation, molecular function: trace-amine receptor activity. NCBI's taxonomy places the organism in Eukaryota, Metazoa, Chordata, Actinopteri, Cyprinodontiformes, Fundulidae. Bases 1 to 1260 code for a protein of 419 amino acids.
AUGUUCGCUGCAGCAUCGAAUAACGAGGAUUUCCUCAUGUUCAGGACUCAGUCAGCUGAGCCAGGCUGUUUUGCUGGCUCUGCCUCUCUCCGCAGGUGUUCCCAGUUGACCGGUGGGCGGGGCACACACGCCGGGAUUGGUUCAGCAGCGUCUCGCCACGCUACAAGAACUACGUGCGGACAGCAGGAGGAUGUGUUAUCAGUCGUGGCUUCACCCGAGUGCUCUUGUCUUCUCACUGGAGAAGUCCUCUCAACAGAUCUCCCUUCGGGGACUCCCUCUCAGGGCUCACCUGUCGCCCCGAGCUCCUCUGGUUCCCCCGCUGUCCCAGAUCAUCGGAUCGGCGACGCUGCUCGGACCCCCGCUCCACCUACGCCCCUCCCCGGUCCCUGGAGCACCUGCCACCAUCGUUACAUCACGCUGAGUCCUUACCGGUCCGGUCGCCGCACCCGGUGGCAGCUCCACACACCUACUAACAUCCUCCUCCUCUCUCUGGCUGUGUCAGACUUUCUUGUUGGUCUCCUGCUGAUGCCUUUAGAGAUCUACCGAAACACAUCUUGUUGGUUUUUUGGAGAUAUCAUAUGUGUUUUGUAUUGUUUCCUGAUUGUUCACAUAGUAUGUGCUUCGAUUGGGAAUAUUGUUCUCAUUUCAGUUGAUCGCUAUAUUGCCAUUUGUGACCCUCUGCAUUACCCCAACAGAAUUUCUACAGCAAAAGCGAAAUGUUUUGUGUGUCUGUGUUGGCUGUGGUAUGCUUUCUAUAGCAUAUUCUUUUUGAAGGAUGAGCUGAUACAACCAGGAAGAAUGCAUUCCUGUGCUGGCGAAUGCUCACUUAUCAUUCAAUAUGUAGUUGGAACUAUUGAUCUAAUUUUAAACUUUGUAUUUCCAGUUACCAUUAUCAUAGUCCUCUAUACGAGAGUGUUUGUGGUGGCUCUGUCUCAGGCUCGUGCAAUGCGCUCUCACAUUACAUCUAUCACACUCCAACGUUCAUUGAAUGUCAUAACAAAAUCGGAUUUGAAAGCAGCCAGGACUCUUGGUAUUCUCAUUGUUGUAUAUCUUGUAUGUUUCUGCCCAUAUUAUUUUUACUCUCUCAUUGAGGUUAAUUUUACCAGUACAUAUGGCAGUUUUGUUGUGUUUUUGUUUUAUUUUAAUUCUUGUCUUAAUCCAUUAAUCUACACCCUGUUUUACCCCUGGUUCCGUAAAGCUAUCAGACAUAUUGUUUCUCUACAGAUACUACAGCCUGGCUCUUGUGAGGUAACACUGUAGUGUAGUCUGAGAUUUCUUCAGUCCAAAAAGAUUGGAAAGACACUUGCUUUUUAUUGUAUUCAAUACAUAUUUGUUUAAGAUUUUUAUUUUGGAAUAAGCUUCAUCAAAGUAUUACAGAUUUAUUUUAGGAAUGUACUUUAGUUUCUGUAUUAAAUAUUUAUCUUUAGUGUUCAGUACAAUUUGAACACUCAGAAUCUUAAAAAAGUAAAAACUUCUUGUAAAUAUGGAAUAACUUAUUUAGCACUGAUUCAUUUUCUUAAUCUAAAAAAAUACUGGUGGAAAAACAAUUGUUUUUAAAAAGGUAACCUUGAAUAUUUUAUAUCGGCAUUAUGUUCCAGUGUCCCAAUGUUUGCGUGAUGAAAGCCUUAUUGCAACUAUAAACUGAUGAUGUGCAUCGUCCAUAUACACACUAUGUAUAAUUUUGAAAAAGAAUGGAAAUGACAAUGUGAUUUAAAUCAACUUAAAGUUGCUUAUUGUUUUUAUUUUAAGCCAGUCUAUGCCUAUGCCAAUUGUACAAUUACUUUUUUCCCCCCAGUGUCCUGUCUAGCAAUGUGGCAAUAAGAAUUGAUGUC